AUGGAUGUGAAAAUCAGCGAAGAAGUUUACAGACAGAAGCUACUUGCACAGAAAAGACAAGAAGUUAAGAACCAAAUUCAGGGAGCACCAAUCGGAGAACUGUCAUCACAGCAAGAGGAGAUUAUUCCAAAGCUGGAUAUUCGGUUGCAGCCCCAGAAUGCGUUCCAGCAGUUCAGUUUCUUCAGGAAACAGCCUCCACCAAACAAAAGGACACCGGAGACAUUGGCGGCCUGA
Messenger RNA from Ogataea haglerorum, 234 nucleotides. RefSeq lists its product as uncharacterized. The record is from RefSeq and is a predicted model, not a curated record. The transcript is spliced from 2 exons. Lineage: Eukaryota; Fungi; Ascomycota; Pichiomycetes; Pichiales; Pichiaceae. Bases 1 to 234 code for a protein of 77 amino acids.